This is a messenger RNA of Polypterus senegalus (gray bichir), 2011 nucleotides long. Its product is annotated as thiosulfate:glutathione sulfurtransferase. Lineage: Eukaryota; Metazoa; Chordata; Cladistia; Polypteriformes; Polypteridae. The transcript is spliced from 4 exons. Gene Ontology annotation, molecular function: thiosulfate-cyanide sulfurtransferase activity. The coding region runs from base 42 to 575 and encodes 177 amino acids. The record is from RefSeq and is a predicted model, not a curated record. Gene Ontology annotation, cellular component: mitochondrion.
GGAAAAGUUUCCCGAUAGACCUUCACGCUGCACCUUGUGCCAUGCUCAUACGGUGGGUGCUUUACAUAUCAGAGAUGCUGGUUCUUCGGAAGCUGCUGGUGUUAGGUGGCGAUGUCUGCACUCGCGGCCCGUCUUUGGGGUGCAGAACGUGGUACACCUUUUCCCAAGCAGGUUAUUGUUCCAAGUCCGAGCAGAGUCCGGCUGCGGGGGCAGAUAAAGUAGUUUCCUAUGAGCAGCUAAAAAGGAUGCUGGCAAGCCACAAUGUCCAGCUGUUUGAUGUUAGGAACCCGGAGGAAUUCCAAGCAGGAAGAAUACCAGGAUCAACUAACAUUCCUUUGGAUAUUCUAGAGGAGGCUUUAAAGUUGGAGAAUGUCGUGUUUAAGAAAUCUUUCAACGUGGAAAAGCCUGCUGUCAGUGAUGACAAUAUUGUCUUUCACUGCCGAUCUGGAAAGAGAAGUUUUACUGCCCUCGAGACUGCAAUUACCCUUGGCUAUUCAAGGGCUCGCCAUUACGGUGGAGGCUACCUAGAGUGGGAAGAGAAGGAAGGGUUAACUUCACCAAAUCCACAGUCUUGAGUCACCUGUGAGAUUCUGAGAAAGAGGAAAUUGUGGCCACCAGGGAGCGCAUUAGUGCCCCAAAUGCAACACAGACAGACGUGGACACAAGUUCAGCACAACACACCUUUUAUUCAACUGUGAGAAACAUUUUCCACAAAGUACCGUACUAAAGCACUCAUUGUCUUUUUUCUUUUCUUCUCCUUGCCUCUUUGUCCACCUCCACUCCUCCUCUAAUGAGCCUUGUCCUCCAACUCCCGACUCUGGCUUUGUGAAUGAAGUGAGGUGGUCCCUUUUAUGCUGCCACUGGUGGCACUCCAGUUGGCACAUUAGCAUGAAUCGGGAGCUUCAUAAAAUAGGGCUCGUCACAUCCUGCAGCAGCCCAUGAUGGCACCUCCCAGCAUGCCCUUUUGUAAUUCGGACAGCUGUAGGAACCCAGGGGGGCUGCCACUUAGCACUCAUGGGGAGGUAGGGCCCUGUACCUGUUUUCUCCCCCAGUUCUCCUACAAUUGAGGCAUCCCAGAUGGGUAAGGGCCCCAAGCCAUCAGCCACAACAUGUAUUCACUUACUCUUUGAUUACUAACAAGAACAUUAUAUUUAUCCUGUAUCAGCACUGCAUCUUUAAGAUUUUAUUAAUAAAUAAUGCAGUAUAUUUUUAAAUGUGCGUUGUCAUUUAUUUUGUGAAUGAAUUGAAAGGCAGAACUGUUCUUAUUUUUUCAGUUGGAAUCAAGUGUGUUGAAGACCUUAAUUAAUGAGUGCCCUGCAUUUAAGAGGACAAAUAUUUGAGCAUACUUAAUUUCAUUAAGCAAAUGUGUUUGGAAAGUUUAUUCCACAAGAAUGGGAGAGGGAGCUGCCCUUCAUCCAGAUGGCAGCUUGAUAUAUGUUUUUCCAGUUAAGCGGAAUUGAUAGAAAUGAUUCCCAUUAAAUCGACGCCUUAGUUUAAAUUUUUUUUUUGACUUGGCUGUCUGUAGUUUUGUAUUAAGAUGUGUCUGUAAUAAAAUGAGUUACAUAUAUUUCUUAUGAAACUUUCCCUGCUUGACCUACCCAUUCACAGAAAUAAAAAUGUCAGUUGUAUGAUGGGCAUGUUCUGCCAAUGUCCUCUACAUACUGUACAAUAUAUACUGUAUGUGUGUAUAUAAUAAUAAUAUUGAAAUAUUGCAUGUAUAAAAUGUGAAAAUGAUUUAAACAACAGUAUGAAGAAAGACUUUGGGAUGCAAGGUUUUCCUCAAGCCUUUUAGUAUUUUAUGAAGAUGUUUUUUUUAACAUUUGUAUCAAUGCAAUAUGCAGUUUAUAAACAAAGUACUGUAUAUUCUUCUUGAAUCCUUGCCAAGUAAACUAAUAACUAUGUUAAUUUUUAUAAAAUCUAAAACAUACAUGGAGAGUUACAAAAUAAUCUACAAUGACAAAGGUUCCUUUUUACUAAGGUCAGUAAUAUAAAAGCAUUAAACAAACACUCA